GAUCGACCAGGGCCGGCUACAAUUGAUUGGCAUAUGCACUGACGGUGAGCCAACAAACACUGGCACACACGGUGGAAUUAUACGAAGAUUCGAAUUGCUGCUAAAAAGACCAUUGCAUUGGUUUGUUUGCCUUCUACACUUCAACGAACUUCCGUUUCGACAUUUGUUUGGGGUUUUGGAUAAAUCAUCCACCACUGGACCAACAUCAACAACCGGGAAACUAAGCAAGCAAAUUGAAACUUCUGAAGCUCUUCCGGUGGUGAGCGACUUCCAGAGAAUUGCGUUGGAAAAUAUGGCUCCUGUUGCAGAACAGCACGAAUAUUCCACCGAUUCGCAGUACUUAUACGACAUGGCACACGCAAUUUCUAAUGGCGUGGUUUCUGUGGAUCUGGCUAACAUAAAACCAGGGAAAAUUGUACAUUCUCGCUGGCUCACCAAGGCCGCUAGAUUAUUACGAUUAUAUGUGACAAUGAAGAAACCACCUAAAAAUUUAAGAAUUCUGGUUGAAUUUAUAAUUAAGGUUUAUGUGCCAAUGUAUUUUAAUAUCAAGUAUUACAGCUCUGUCGUGUACGGUAGUGUAUUAUUUUUCAAGUACAUUAUUUGGGCACAAUUUCUGGAGCCAAAUUUACGCACUGUUGUCAAUCAUGUAAUUAAAAAUAAUCCAUAUUUUGCACAUUCGGAAAAUAUCUUGCUAUCAAUGUUGUUUGAUGAUAGGAAAGAGGUGCGCGACUCUGCUAUCAAGAAAAUUUUACGAUAUCGAGACAAUGUUGAAGACCCAUCGGAACUUAGAGAAUAUAAAAAACCAGAUAUAAACUUCCAUCGCUUCGAUUACACGAAAAUGAUCGAUUUGACUGAUAAAAAUAACGUAUUUGAACCACCAUUCACGCGAAUCAUUCCGUAUGAAACAUUGAUAGCAUAUUUAAAUGAAGAUGAUUCACCAUUUACUGAUCCGCAUAUUCCAUUACAUAUACAAGAAACGGAACAACACGUUCAACUGCUAGCUAGCGUUUGACUCCGUAACAUAACCGCUGUGUAGGUAUACAAGAAAAUAGAAAUAUCAAUUAAAUUUCGGUUACCUAAUACCUAAUCAUUAAUAAUUUGAAAUAUGCCCGCUUCAAUUUGUGCACCAUUUUCUUAGUCACGAAUUGAUUUCGUAGAACGUAAGCCAAAUCUUUCGCCGAAUGCAAAUUGUUGGCAAUUGUACGGGAAACAAAAAUUACAACGCUGGAAAACUGGUGAAGUGAAGAAAAAACACUAACGAAGUCUCUAACCAGAGAGCCAUGUCGGGCGUAAAACAAUAGCGUGUGAAAUCUCUGUUAAUUGCCCUCUUUGAGAAUAGACUUAACCGCGCCUGAAUGAGUUCCCUGAGACGAAGAAAAAACUGACACCUGCUUAUAAAAAGAAAAAAAUCUGACAAAGUUCCAUAUAUUCAAAGCCUAAAUUCUUGAAAAAAGUGCCUAUAUGUAUAUGUAUGUUUUAUUUUAAAUAAUUUACGUGUGCUGAAUUCUUUGGUUAACUACGAAAACCUAAAAACUCAAAGUUGCUUGAUUAAAUUGGAUCGUUAGAGAAACAUGUUAAAUAGAUAAACAACCGCAUAGCAUUUUGAUGUGCAAAUCACAUACCACGAGUUUAAUUUAUUUAUACAUCGAAUAAUAAUAAUUCAUGUCGAAAAAUAGGUGUUCUGAUUUUCACCUCCGGCUUGGUAGUAUCUUACUUGAAGCAAGAUAAGCAGAUAAAUUUAUUUUAUUUUCCAAGAAUAACUGAAACGGUAAAAAAUUAAAUAGAAACGAGUAACGUUUAAAUUACUAACAAAUACAAUAC
This is a messenger RNA of Wyeomyia smithii (pitcher-plant mosquito), 1821 nucleotides long. RefSeq lists its product as uncharacterized. The transcript is spliced from 2 exons. The coding region runs from base 293 to 1012 and encodes 239 amino acids. The record is from RefSeq and is a predicted model, not a curated record. NCBI's taxonomy places the organism in Eukaryota, Metazoa, Arthropoda, Insecta, Diptera, Culicidae.